Kwoniella mangroviensis CBS 8507 is the source of this 441-nucleotide messenger RNA. RefSeq lists its product as uncharacterized. The record is from RefSeq and is a predicted model, not a curated record. The transcript has 5 exons. Lineage: Eukaryota; Fungi; Basidiomycota; Tremellomycetes; Tremellales; Cryptococcaceae. Bases 1 to 441 code for a protein of 146 amino acids.
AUGGCUGACCGAGACUCAUCCGCCAAUAAUUCUAGAUAUUCAAGAUCGACCGAAGGUAUUCCCCAGUUCGGAAGCUUUGGCCCCCUCCCAGCUGGGCAAAGGACCACAGUUUCCAGCAACCCCCAACGAGUUACGGAAGAUACGUUGACACAAUACAUGGAUGAGCAAAGUAAGAAUUAUGACAGAUCGCAACGAGAAAUCGAAGCUUUGACGGCCUCCUCCUCUUCAAGAGCCCAAAACACCUCCUCCGUACCAAAUUCCGGCGCUGAAGGUGGCCCUAGCAACGAGACACGACCAUUGACGAGCUUUGAUAUCAGCGUUGGAUAUCACCACGCAUACAGUAGGGAUCCAGGCAACGUCGCUGGCUCCACAGACCUCACUACCACAGGAGGUGGUCCGUCCAUCGAUCCUCCUUGGUAUGAUCAACAAAAGAAGGAAUGA